Molecule: messenger RNA, 2315 nt
Organism: Schistosoma bovis
Lineage: Eukaryota; Metazoa; Platyhelminthes; Trematoda; Strigeidida; Schistosomatidae
Source: the annotation of a GenBank genome assembly
AUGUGUAGUCAAGAAGAAGACGAAGAUUGUUCUUGUGUAUUCAAUUCAAUCAUUAAAAAGAAUGAAAGACUAUUUUAUUGUAUUAAAUGUCAAUCACAAUCAUCUGUAUUAAUAAGAAAAGAUGAUCCAUCUUUAUGCAAAUCAUGUUUUAUUCAUCAUUGUUUACAUAAAAUCAAUAUGAUAUUUGGAAAAUAUAAACUAACAACUACUCAAAUGAAUAAUAGUAGUAAUAAUAAUCAUAAUAAUAUGGCUAUAGCAUAUUCUGGUGGUCAAAAUUCAUCUACUUUAUUAAACUUAAUCAUACAAUAUAAUCAUGAUAAUGCAAUGAAGAAACGAACUAGAAGGAUAAUCCCAAAAGUCUUUCAUCUGAUUGAACCAUAUGAUUCAGAAGAUCAUUUAAAAUUCAUUACAAAUAACAUGAAGAAUAGUCCCUUUGAAUAUCAUAAUAUUUCUAUGAAUGAAAUUUCAGAAAUGAAUAAAUGGCCAAGUAAAUUAACAUCUUCAUUACUUAGUAGUCAACAACGAUUUCAUAAUUAUUAUCGAUUAAAUUUAUUAAUUGAUUGUGCAAGAAAACUUGAUUGUAAAUAUCUAGUUUUAGGUGAAUGUAGUAAUAGAGUUACAGUGAAAUAUUUAUUAGAAAUUAUAGAAGGUCGUGGAAAUCAUAGCAGUAUACAAACAUCAUUCUUAGAUGAACGAUACCAAGAUAUAACAAUUGUUAGACCAUUACGUGAUUUUCUGGCGAAAGAAAUAGCUUUAUACGCUCAUUUUAUGCAUUUGGAAUUUGUUACACCCAAUGAUCCAUUAACAUCAAUUGUUCUUAAAAAUCCUAAUGUCAAUACAUUGGAAAGAUUAACUCAAGAUUUCUUAGCUACAUUGCAAACUGGUGGAUUCCCAUCGACUACUGGAACUAUUCUUAGAACAUCUUCGAAAAUUGUUCUGGAAAAUGACUCUCAAAUUACAUGUAGUUUCUGUCAUUUUCCUGUAUCCAAUACUGACUCUUCUAAUGAUCCUGACAAGUUGGCUACAAAAUCUAUGAUACAUUCUUCCUCUUUAUCUAAUCCUGAUUCUUUUAAUAAAAAAACACUUACUGGAAUUAUUGACAAAGACUUAUGUCUCUCCUGUUCACUAAUGUUCAAAGAACUUUCUCUUUGUACAUGAAUAACAAUUUUAAUACUUUUUCCCAGUUUCUGUUUCGCUACUUUUUAUCCCAAACACUACGGGCCCACUAGAUAAAAAAAGUGGUAACAAGAUUAAAGAUGCAAUCUUCUAAGAAAUUGUUUUCCAUAUGCUAUCUUAGUUAAUGUUUGAAGACUGGUUUGUAUCGUUAUCCCUCAGCGAUUUCGAAUAGAGUAUGAGUGUGAAGAGCUUCGUACUGAAGUCCUUAAGGUUAGAAAACGUUUAUGAUGUUUGAUGCACACCAAGAAGCUAUCCUGUGAUUCUAAUCCAUUAGGGGGACCCUAAAUUGUAGAGAUCUGAUAGGUAAGGGAAGUUCUCGCAUGCCUUUUUUGAAGACUUGACCCUAUAGGAGGGGUGUGGACAAAAGUAGUCCGACACGUAGUAUCGAGUGCCAGACGUUUUCGCUCACUAGGCCCGACUAAUCGCUUACUCUAUUCGCUCUCUCCGCUCAUACCUCGACAUAAAUCUCGAACAUCAAUUCGCAAAUGACACUACUGAAGAAAUUGUGACUCAGAGAUUAAGAAAAGCUGUACAAAAAGCAUUUAAUGCAGCCAGACUAAAUGCUAUCUUUUACAACCACCUCACAAUAAGAACGACCAAUAAAGACAGAUUGCCUGAGUUCACCAAAUCUAUGUGUAUUUAUCGAUCCAACUGCUCCUGUGGAGUCAGUUAUAUAGGACGUAAAAUUCGGCAAGUUCGUCAUCGUAUAACAGAGCACCAUCCGUCGUGGUUAAGCAAAGAACAGGUAAGAGUGAUUAAGAGUUCUAUCCUCGCUCACUUGGUUGACACAGGUCAUCAAGUUGAACUGAAUAAAGCUUUUAAAGUUAUCUACCAUAUUCCAUCAAAUUUACCACAUGGUUUACGAAUGCGCCUUUUGCACAUUGCGGAAACCAUCGCAAUCCAUGUUCACAAAACUAAUCUUUGCAUUCAAAAGAAAUUUCUACAACCACUUUCUCUGCCUUGGCCAUCGGUAUAAGAAUGCUGGCAGCAGAACUAUUUCUCGUACUUCUUCCAUUUAGUUAGUUUUUUGAACUUUGUAAACUCAACACUGAUCUCUUGAUUCUUACAUAACUAUUAUUCUAUUGACCAUCCAUUAAAAUAUUCUGUUCCUUAUCUUUUUCAUACAUUAUGCAACGUAG